Molecule: messenger RNA, 2998 nt
Organism: Magallana angulata
Lineage: Eukaryota; Metazoa; Mollusca; Bivalvia; Ostreida; Ostreidae
Product: green-sensitive opsin-2-like
Exons: 1
Coding region: 173-1123 (316 amino acids)
Biological process (GO): G protein-coupled receptor signaling pathway
Cellular component (GO): plasma membrane
Molecular function (GO): G protein-coupled receptor activity
Source: RefSeq, a predicted model, not a curated record
CACGUUCUUCUCAACAAAAAGUGGAAAGACCAGGAACUUGAAUUUAAUUCCGUGUGGUAAGUGUUGUGAAUUGUUUCGUGACAAAAAUAUACAUACCAACCAUUUUCAGGAAAUAUAACUGCUAGAUAAGUCAUCAAAACCGCGAGAAAAGGAUUUAAUUUCUUUACUUACCAUGGAAUUGGAACUGAACUGGACAGAGACGGAUCGCCUAACCCUGUGGGAUGAGACAAGAUUUAAGUCAUUUAUUCCAGCCACCACUUUUCUACUUCUGUGCGCUGUGGUUGGGUUUUUCGGCAACGGAGUAGUAAUUUAUGUUUAUGGAUUUCGACUUUCUAGGAAAUAUGAAGGACGUUAUUUCAUACCCUAUUUGGCUUUAGCCGAUCUUCUUGCUGUGGUUAUUUCAGUAGAGCUCCAUACUCUCAACAAUUUCUUUCCUGUAACUUUCAAGAUGGAAACGCUUUGUAAGUGGAAUUUUGUGUGUGGAUUUUUUGUAAACGCCUUUGCUUCAAAUUUGCUACUGAUAAUCGCUGUGCAGCGCUACCUGAAAGUUUGCAAACCGUUUGGAGGGCAGAUGACUUUGUUUUGGAGGCGCUUUUCUUUGUGUCUGACGUUCGGUGUAACCGCUAUUUUUGUUGUUCCAACAUAUUUCACAUAUGGACUUGAAACAGUUUACAACAAAGAACUGAAUGUUACCGGAACUGCUUGUCGUAGACUGGCCUCCACCACGCGGACUUUGUCCCUAAUUCGCAGCGCCACCUAUGUCCUCCUUGGUCUCGUCGGAGGAAUUGUACUAAUUGUUUUGUAUACAAUGAUAGCAAAGGUCAUUUAUCAACAAAAUAACCAAAACAAGGGAGAUUCCAGCAAGAAAAAGACAAACCUAUCGUUGAUGUUCAUGAUAAUAACAAUGUUAUUUCUUGUUUUGUAUCUACCUAGAAUGAUCACGUCCAUUUUGGAAAGUAAAAGCGCUGGUCUUUGGGAGACUUUAACUGUCGAACAGUAUGCUGUUGUGGGAAUGUUAGAAAUCUUAUACAUCUUAAACUACGUGGCUAAUCCAUUUGUGUAUGCUUUCAUGGAUUUCAAAUUUAAGACUGAAUUAAAACGGAUGUUUUCGUGUAAAAUUUAGCAAUACAUUAACAAAGCGCGUAAAAAUUUUUCAUAAAAUAACACUUAUUUGACAAAGCAGAAUCUAAAAUAUCUCUAAAAAAAUGGUAUUAAAUUUCCUCGUCACUUCCUCUUAAAAACGAUUUACUAAUUGAUCUAAAAAGAGACUCUGAAACAGAUUUUGACCUCAAACUAUAUAACACACGAAAUAAACCAAAUUUCCCCCCCUUAGAAAAUAGAUAUACCUUUUAUACAAUCGCUUCUAUGUCAUUGCUCUAAACUAUCAACACAAAAAAUGGAAGUUACGGGUUUAGGAUUUGAUCACAUGACCAACCAAGUGCAUAUCCCGGUGAACCAGUUAACAAUGCCUUUUAUUUCUUAAGUGUUACAUAAUCUAAAUUGUUUUAAUACUGAUUAGUACAUGUUCUACAACUUAAACAAUGCAUUUUGCUGAUACCAAAUGACUUGGUUCAGCUUCAUGGCUUAGUGACCAUGCUAUUGUAACUAUAAUCAUUUCGGUCAUAAUUGGCGAUGAUUGGUUAUUGAUCAGCUAUGCUGCAUCUUAUGUUAAAAGAAAUAAAAAAACCUAGCUGAUGCCUAUUUGAACGAAUAAAGGCUAUUUAAAGGAUGAAUUUAAGCAAACAAAUAUAAAGACAUGGAAAUGAUCCUUCUACAUAAAAUACAACUAAUCACACGAUUUGCGACAUAUUUUGGUGUAUUGAUUAAGGGUGAAUUAUCUUUUCUUAUAUUUUUUUCAUUUUCACAAUCAUUUCACAAUUAAAGUAACACAUCUGUAGAUAUUUUUUCAAGCAUUCUCAAUACUUUUACACUCUUUCACACUCUUUUACGUUUUCUUAAAAGCAAACAAAAUAAAAUGAAAGAAAUAGAAAAAGAUCAGUUGGUUACCAUGUUUAAAAUUAUACCUCAAAUAUGUUUUUCCAAUCUUCUCAGAGUUAAUUAAUUUCAUCAUUUUGCAUGAUUUGAUUGCUAUAUAUUUUGAGCCUUAUAUUUGAAUAAAAGAUGUUGCAACAGAUCAUCAAUGUCAGGAUCUGUUUUGUUUUGAAGAAUUAAAAAUAUAUUUUAAGUUUUUCUUUAAAUAUGCACUAGAUUUUGACCCGUGCGUGCUCGGGUUGACAUAGCAUAUGAUAUAGGACAUUUACGAAAUAGAUACAUCGCCACACCGUAUAUAUUGUUGACAUUUGCAUAUAUAACCAAGCUUGAAGCCUACAAUAAUAUGCUAUUAAUUUCACUACACUCAGCUUAGUUGGAAUACUGUAACUCUGUCUGGGGAAAGGCCUUCAUCACAGUUAAAAUGCCUCCCAUAUACCCCUAAUGUAGCAGAAAAUUGCAGAAUCGCUCCAAUACGAUUUUGGAGAAAAUUAAUAAAGUUGCAUUGAAAAUAACAGUCAAAUUGUUCAUAACAAACUAUUUUAAAGCUGUAAAUACCUUUCUUUGAAAAGUUUGAUUCUAUAAUUGCAGAAUUCAACAUUUCUUCAACAGCGUUUUUUACACACCAUGUUGACAUUCAAAACUCUCAGGCUUUUUUUGUAGUGAAUGCACUGUGUUAGAGUUAUCUCCCAUAUUUUCUUUGAUGAACAGGAAAAAAAAUUCCAAUGAAAAUUUACGUGUUUGUUUUAUUAUCUCUGAGUUUAUCCAUGCAAAUGUGAUAUAGUGGAAACAUACCUGUGAUUUAGCGUGAAUGUAAUGCGCAUGCGCAAGAUUGUAAAAUCCAAAAAUUCAGAUGAUUUCCGGAAUUUUUUGAGGAAUUUUCGUUGAUUAUUAAUUAGCGAAGCUUGAUUGAGAAAAAAUAAAAACAAAUUGGUAAUUUUCAAGUACCAAUGAUGUUUAGGAUGUAUAAAACAAAAGACAGUAAUCUUCCGAUUAAUCGGUAUUAAAG